UUUUUUUUUUCCUCUUUCUCCCUUUCACUCUAUAGUUUCCAGUUAAUAUAUAUAUAUUUUGUAAUGAAAUUAUCGUUGUUAUUGCUUGGUUUAUUUCCUUUUGUAUUGGCAACUAAAAAUAUACCAGAAAUAGAAGAAGGUUAUGAAAAAGUGACUUGUGGUAGUACUAUUAAAAUUGCCAAUAAAGCAACACAAUAUCGGCUUCAUUCUCAUGGUGUCUCUUAUGGUAGUGGGUCAGGUCAACAGUCAGUCACAGGAUUUGUAGAAAGAGAUGAUCCAAAUAGUUUCUGGUUAGUUAGAGCAGCACAUAAUAGACAAUGUAUUCGAGGACAAGCCGUACCUUGUGGUGCUAUUAUCCGAUUACGCCAUACCAAUACCAAAGGAUACCUCCAUAGUCACUUGCAUUCUUCACCUUUAUCUGGACAACAAGAAGUCAGCUGUUUUGAUGGUAACGAUGGUGGAGAUGAUUGGCAAGUUCAAUGUGUAGAUUCGACUCAAGAAUUCUGGUUACGUGAACAACCUAUUCAUUUGAUUCACGUUGAUAGCAAUACUUAUUUGACUAGUAGUCCUCAAUAUCAAUAUGGACAACCUAUUCCUGGACAAUUGGAAGUAGCUACUGCAAAAUCAAGUUCAAAAAAUACUCAAUGGAUCGCUCAGGAAGGGAUUUAUUUUGCAUCAACAUCAUAAUGAUAGUAAAAUAGUAUAGAGAUGAGUGGAUAGUCUUAGUGUAGAUGGUUAUGAAUCGUUUUAUAUAUAAAUAAAUAUAUAUACAAUAUUUAUAUUUUGUAUACGA
Molecule: messenger RNA, 793 nt
Organism: Halteromyces radiatus
Lineage: Eukaryota; Fungi; Mucoromycota; Mucoromycetes; Mucorales; Cunninghamellaceae
Product: MIR motif-containing protein
Exons: 4
Coding region: 64-687 (207 amino acids)
Source: RefSeq, a predicted model, not a curated record